AGGACCAGUGGUUUCAGUUCCAUAUCAAGUUCUUUAAAAGACAUAUCAACCAUUACUUCAUUAGAGAACUCGACUACAACAAUGCAGCCAUUAUUGUCAUCAUCACAAUUGUUUAGAAAAGGGUCACCUAUAUAUAAAUCUACGUUUGGUCCUGAAGUAACACAAUCAAUCGCAUCCUCUACAUACACUAAAAUAAUAGCCAGUACCUACAGAUCGACACAGUUUAGCUCUGAGAAAAGCACAACUUUCAAGUCAACAAUUCUUCCAAUUUCAACAACAGGAUUUGAAAUAUCAUCGACUGGUGUCAUAUCAACAACUCCUAAAAGUAUGCAAUCCUCAGCAUCCAUUCCAAGAAGUUUCAGUUCUCAAGUGACAACUUCCUUCGAAUCGACACCAUUUGAAACUUCCUCAGUAAAUUAUACGACACAAUCUACAAAAUAUAUUUCUAUGACGACACUUUCAGAAACGUCAAUACCAACCAUUUCCAGUUCACAAUUCACUAGCUCUUUGAAAUCUACGCAGUUUGAAUCUUCUACAAUGACCGAAUUUGAUUCAUCAUCAAAGAGUAGCUUUAUACCGACGCACAUGAGUACUUUGAAUUCUACUUUAUCUAGCUACGGAUCAACUGAAUUUGAAUCUACGAUAAUGUCUAUAUCAACAGAUGUGACUACAGGCGAAAAAGGAACACCUAUUAGCAAGUCAACUCGUCUCCCCAUUUCAACCACAGAGAUUGAAAUGUCAUCGACCGAUUUAAGAUCAUCGACUCCGGAAAUAACAUCAUUCACAUCUGUACCAACAAGUUACAGUUCUCGAAUGAUUUCAACCUUUGAGUCGACGCUAUUUGAAUCUUCAACAACAACUGAUAUUAUACAAUCAACUGAAUAUACUUCGUUGACGACACUUUCAGAAUCUUCCAUACCAACUAUCUCCAGCUCACAAUUUACUAGUUCUUUAAAAUCUACACAGUUUGAAUCUUCUACAAUUACUGAAUUUGUUCCAUCAUCAAAAAGCAGUUUUAUACCGACCCAAAUAAGCACUUUGAAAUCUAGUUUAUCUAGCUACGGAUCCACUGGAUUUGAAUCUACGAUAAUGUCUAUAUCAACAGAUGUGACUACAGGCGAAAAAGGAACACCUAUUAGCAAGUCAACUCGUCUCCCCAUUUCAACCACAGAGAUUGAAAUGUCAUCGACCGAUUUAAGAUCAUCAACUCCGGAAAUAACAUCAUUUACAUCUGUACCAACAAGUUACAGUUCUCAAAUGAUUUCAACCUUUGAGUCGACGCUAUUUGAAUCUUCAACAACAACUGAUAUUAUGCAAUCAACUGAAUAUACUUCGUUGACGACAUUUUCAGAAUCUUCAAUACCAACUAUCUCCAGUUCACAAUUAACUAGUUCUUUAAAAUCUACGCUGUUUGAAUCUUCUACAAUAACUGAAAUUGUGCCAUCAACAGAAAGCAGUUUUAUACCGACCCAAAUAAGCACUUUAAAAUCUAGUUUGUCUAGCUACGGAUCCACUGGAAUUGAAUCUACGAUAAUAUCUAUAUCAACAGAUGUGACUACAGGCGAGAAAGGAACACCUAUUAGCAAGUCAACUCGUCUCCCCAUUUCAACCACAGAGAUUGAAAUGUCAUCGACCGAUUUAAGAUCAUCGACUCCUGACAUAACAUCAUUCACAUCUGUACCAACAAGUUACAGUUCUCGAAUGAUUUCAACCUAUGAGUCGACGCUAUUUGAAUCUUCAACAACAACUGAUAUUAUACAAUCAACUGAAUAUACUUCGUUGACGACACUUUCAGAAUCUUCAAUUCCAACUAUCUCCAGUUCACAAUUUACUAGUACUUUAAAAUCUACUCAGUUUGAAUCUUCUACAAUAACUGAAUUUGUUCCAUCAUCAAAAAGCAGUUUUAUACCGACCCAAAUCAGCACUUUGAAAUCUAGUUUGUCUAGCUACGGAUCUACUGAAUUUGAAUCUACGAUAAUGUCUAUAUCAACAGAUGUUACUACAGGCGAGAAAGGAACAUCUAUUAGCGAGUCAACACGUCUUCCCAUUUCAACCACAGAGAUUGAAAAGUCCUCGACCGAUUUAAGAUCAUCGACUCCGGAAAUAACAUCAUUCACAUCUGUUCCAACAAGUUACAGUUCUCGAAUGAUUUCAACCUUUGUGUCGACGCUAUUUGAAUCUUCAACAACAACUGAUAUUAUACAAUCAACUGAAUAUACUUCGUUGACGACACUUUCAGAAUCUACCAUACCAACUAUCUCCAGCUCACAAUUUACUAGUUCUUUAAAAUCUACACAGUUUGAAUCUUCUACAAUUACUGAAUUUGUUCCAUCAUCAAAAAGCAGUUUUAUACCGACCCAAAUAAGCACUUUGAAAUCUAGUUUAUCUAGCUACGGAUCCACUGAAUUUGAAUCUACGAUAAUGUCUAUAUCAACAGAUGUUACUACAGGCGAAAAAGGAACACCUGUUAGCAAGUCAACUCGCCUCCCCAUUUCAACCACAGAGAUUGAAAUGUCAUCGACCGAUUUAAGAUCAUCAACUCCGGAAAUAACAUCAUUCACAUCUGUACCAACAAGUUACAGUUCUCAAAGGAUUUCAACAUUUGAGUCGACGCUAUUUGAAUCUUCAACAACAACUGAUAUUAUACAAUCAACUGAAUAUACUUCGUUGACGACAUUUUCAGAAUCUUCAAUACCAACUAUCUCCAGUUCACAAUUAACUAGUUCUUUAAAAUCUACGCUGUUUGAAUCUUCUACAAUAACUGAAUUUGUGCCAUCGUCAGGAAGCAGUUUUAUACCGACCCAAAUAAGCACUUUGAAACCUAGUUCGUCUAGCUAUGGAUCCACUGAAUUUGAAUCUACGAUAAUGUCUAUAUCAACAGAUGGUACUACAGGCGAGAAAGGAACAAUUAUUAGCAAGUCAACUCGUCUCCCCAUUUCAACCACAGAGAUUAAAAAGUCAUCGACCGAUUUAAGAUCAUCGACUCCGGAAAUAACAUCAUUCACAUCUGUACCAACAAGUUACAGUUCUCGAAUGAUUUCAACCUUUGAGUCGACGCUAUUUAAAUCUUCAACAACAACUGAUAUUAUACAAUCAACUGAAUAUACUUCGUUGACGACAUUUUCAGAAUCUUCAAUACCAACUAUCUCCAGUUCACAAUUAACUAGUUCUUUAAAAUCUACGCUGUUUGAAUCUUCUACAAUAACUGAAUUUGUGCCAUCGUCAGGAAGCAGUUUUAUACCGACCCAAAUAAGCACUUUGAAACCUAGUUCGUCUAGCUACGGAUCCACUGGAUUUGAAUCUACGAUAAUAUCUAUAUCAACAGGUGUUACUACAGGCGAAAAAGGAACACCUAUUAGCAAGUCAACUCGUCUCCCCAUUUCAACCACAGAGAUUGAAAUGUCAUCGACCGAUUUAAGAUCUUCGACUAUGGAAAUAACAUCAUUCACAUCUUUACCAACAAGUUACAGUUCUCGAAUGAUUUCAACCUUUGAGACGACGCUAUUUGAAUCUUCAACAACAACAACUGAUAUUAUACAAUCAACUGAAUAUACUUCGUUGACGACACUUUCAGAAUCUUCAAUACCAACUAUCUCCAGUUCAAAAUUUACUAGUUCUUUAAAAUCUACACAGUUUGAAUCUUCUACAAUUACUCCAUUUGUUCCAUCAUCACAAAGCAGUUUAAUACCGACCCAAAUCAGUACUUUGAAACCUAGUUCGUUUAGCUACGGAUCCACUGGAUUUGAAUCUACGAUAAUAUCUAUAUCAACAGAUGUUACUACAGGCGAAAAAGGAACACCUAUUAGCAAGUCAACUCGUCUCCCCGUUUCAACCACAGAGAUUGAAAUGCCAUCGACCGAUUUAAGGUCAUCGACUCCGGAAAUAACAUCAUUCACAUCUGUACCAACAAGUUACAGUUCUCGAAUGAUUUCAACCUUUGAGUCGACGCUAUUUGAAUCUUCAACAACAACAGAUAUUAUACAAUCAACUGAAUAUACUUCGUUGACGACACUUUCAGAAUCUUCAAUACCAACUAUCCCCAGUUCACAAUUUACUAGUUCUUUAAAAUCUACACAGUUUGAUUCCUCAACAAUUACUGAAUCUGUUCCAUCAUCAAAAAGCAGUUUUAUACCAACUCAAAUAAGCACUUUGAAAUCUAGUUAUAGUUCGACAAAUAUUGAAUCUACGAUAUCAUUUAUAGAAACACAGUCAACCACAGGCGAAAAAGAAACGUCUGUAAUCAGUACGACCAUUAUUCCCUUUUCAACAACGGAGAUUGGAAAAUCGUCCACCUUUAUUCCAACACGCGUCAGUUCUCAAAUAACAACUGUUGAGCAAUCCACUACUGGAAGAACUUCUUUGACAACAAAAAGUAUAAAAUCAACAGUCUUUAGUACAAGAAUAUCAACUUUAAGGUAUAGCUCUACUCAUAAUGAAUCUACGAUCACAUUUUCAACAACAGAUUCAACUAUUUCCAGGAAAAGAGAAACACUUAUUAGCAAGUCGUCUGUUUUAACAACAGAAAUUGGAAUAUCUUCAUCUGAUUUCAGUUCAACGACUCCUAUGCGUACAUCUUUAUUCACAUUUGUACCAUCAGAAAACAAUUCCAAAAUAACAACUUCCUUUGAGAAAAUAUAUAACCAAACUACCGGCAAUAAAGGAACACCUAUCAUCAAGUCAACGUUCUUACCUGCUUCAACAACAAACAUUUCAACCAAGAUUAAAUCAAGUACUUUCAAACCAUCAGAUUUCAGCACACGUGUUGCCACUUCUGAAUAUAAAUCAAGCACGGUACCACCUACUGAAAUAAGCCCACCUAGUGUUAGUAGCACACACAUUAUAACUUCUACUUUUUCUAAACCUACAACAAUUAAUCUUAAAACAACAACAUCGGAUGUUAUUAAAACAGAAUUAAGUAGUUUAAGCUCACCAGACACAAGCAAAAUCAUAUACUCUUCUACCGAAGCAGGUACAUCUACAAUAACAACGACAACGUCAACAACAAUAGUUGCAACAAAAAUUGAAUCAAGUACUUUUGUACCAUCAAUAUUUAGUACACCUAUAGUAACGUCAAUUGUAACCUCUAAAAAUAUAUCCAUAAGAACAACCAUGGAAUCUAAAUCAAGUACUAUAAGACCAACUGACACUACCUUACAUAAAGUAAGUACAAACAUAUAUUCGUCGAUUUCUGCUGAACCUUCAACUAAUAAAUUUGAAACAACCGAAUAUACUUCUGAUAUAACUGUAACAAUCACAAAAGUUUCUAAAAGGACAUUGACGCCAACAGAAGGCAUUUCACCAGAAAUAAGUUCAAUCAGAUACAGUUCAACAGAAACUGUUUCUGCAAAGCCGACAUCAAAUACGACAACUCGUUUUGAAACCAAACCAAGCACUUCGACAGAAUCCAGCCCUUUCAUGAAAGGUAGUCCUAUUAGUAAAUUCACAGUCCUUACAGAAUUAACAUCGACAAUAGGAAAAACUACCAUUCUGUCUAAUAUUAGCUCUUUCCCAACGACUGAAACUAGCCCACUUGAAGUUAGCAGAACCAUAUAUUUUUCUACUGAACCUAAAGCUAAAACAACUCUAACAACAACAACAAUAACAAAUGUGAACAUAACGGAAACAAGUAGUUUUGAACCAUCGGUAUACAGUUCUCCUGCUACUGAUAUUAUUUCCGUGAAAACAACAAUUGAAUCUAAAUCAAGUACUUCACGAACUACGGAGAAUUUUACAUCUAAAUUAAUCACAAAUUUAUAUACUUCCUUAAUUACCGAACCUCCUACUAAUAGUAGUGAAACAAGUACUACGAAGUUUACUAAAACAGAAGCUAGUAGUACAACUUCAUCAGUAUUUAGUACACCAAUCGUAACAUCGAGUGUUAUUACUAAAACGAUUUUGACAACGACAUCAUUUAAAUCUAAAUCAAGCAGUUUAAGCCCAACUGAAUUUAGCACACCUAUCGUAACGACGAAUGUAACCUCUGAUUACAUAUCCGUUAAAACAACACUUGAACCUAAAUCAAGCACGUUACAACUAACUGACAUAAGCUCCCCUAGAACAAGUAUAAACGUAUAUACUUCAACCUUUACUGAUUCUACUUCUGUCGUAGCUGAAACAACCACAACAACAGCAGCGACAACUUCAAAUAUUACAAAAACGAGUAGUGUUAAAUCAUCUGUGUUCAGUACCCCUGUUGUAACAUCGAUUUUUACACCUGAGAUAUCCACAACAACAACCACAGUAAUCGAAACUACAUCAAGCAGGAUACGGUCGACUAAACUUAGUUCUCCUGAAAUAAGUACAGCAAUUGAAGGAUCCACUUUAACAGAGCUUCCUUUCACUGUGACAACAACAAUGACAGCUGUUACAAAAACGGUAUCUGGCAGUUCAAAACCAUCGAUAUUUACCAGUCCGGAAAGCACUACUAUGAAAUUUACAAAAAGGAGCACUCCAAUAGAGGUAUCUACAACGGAAAAUGGUACACAAAGUAUUCUAUCAACAACAUUUUCUACUUUUGAAAAAACUUCAGUUAAGUACACAUCUUUUAUAACCGAUAAAAGUAGUACCGAAGAUAAAACAACAACCACGUCUGCAACUGUUACAAGUACGUUUAAACCUACUGUCUUUAGUACAUCGAAGUUUACUACAAUUAUUGCAUCAACAGAACCUACAAAAUUUUUGUCAACUUUAUCUUCAACUACUAUCUCACAAGCAACUUCAAAAGAGACACCAGAAACAUCAAAAAGUAGCUCAACUGUUACUUCAUCUCAAACAAUAACCGCCAUUGAAACAGUAACUGGAGAACCAUUCACAUCAACAAUUGAACCAACGCUAAUUUCUACAUUUUCCACUGCUACAUCGAUGGCUCCAAGACCGGAAACUGCAAGUCUAUCACCAAUACGGACAACCACAUCCUUUUAUUCAACUUUAACAACUGAUAUAGUUCCUGUUACAUCAAGAUUUUAUUCAACUGACUUCACAACACCUACAUUGCCCGUUAUCACGACGAGGCGGAGUUCCCGCAUCACAUCACCAAGUACGUUUACAUCAACCAAACCAACUUCAGGCUCUUCGACAUCUAAAAGAACAUCUAGCUCAACUACAUCAGCUCCCGAGACAACAACAACUACUAAACCGAAACAAAGUACAAUGUUUAUAUCCUCAACAAUGUUUCCAGUCACAGGAUCAUCAUUCUUUCCAGCUUCGUUGUCUUCUGCUUCUCUAUCUAUUAUACAGAUAACUACAACCACAACUAUAUCAACAAGUUCAACACUUUCUUCAUCCUCCACCACAUCAACCUCUGCUAAAACAUCAACGACUUCAUCUUCAACUACAUCAACAACAUCUUCUACUUCUUCAACAACUUCUUCUACUACGUCAACAACUUUAACGUCAACUACAUCUGUGACUACUUCAACAACACCUACUACCACUUCAACAACUUCGACGUCAACUUCAUCUUUAACUACUUCAACAACAUCACCUAGUACUUCAACAACUUCGACGUCAACUACAUCUUCAACUACAUCAACAUCAUCUACUUCCUCAACAACUUCGACAUCAACAACAUCUUCAACUACAUCUUCUACUACUUCAACAACUUCAACGUCAACUACAUCUUCAACUGCAUCAACAACAUCAACCACAUCCUCAACAACUUUGACGUCAACUACACCUUCUACUACUUCAACAACUUCAACGUCAACUACAUCUUCAACUACAUCAACAACAUCCUCUACUUCCUCAACAACUUCGACGUCAACAACAUCUUCAACUACUUUAACUACAUCUUCUUCUACCUCAACAACUUCGACGACAACUACAUCUUCAACUACAUCAACAACAUCCUCUACUUCCUCAACAACUUCGACGUCAACAACAUCUUCAACUACUUCAACUACAUCUUCUUCUACCUCAACCACUUCAACGUCAACUACAUCUUCAACUACAUCAACAACAUCCUCUACUUCCUCAACAACUUCGACGUCAACAACAUCUUCAACUACAUCAACAACAUCUUCUACUUCCUCAACAACUUCGACGUCAACAACAUCUUCAACUACUUCAACUACAUCUUCUACCUCAACAACUUCGACGUCAACUACAUCUUCAACUACAUCAGUAACAUCUUCUUCUACCUCAUCAACUACAACGUCAACUUCAUCUUCAACUACUUCAACAACAUCUUCUACUACUUUAACAACAACACCGACAACAACAUCAUCUACGUCUACAAUUACUACUACUUUAACUACAACAACGACAUCCUUUACAACAAGCUCUGUUCCAACAACAACCACAGAUACAUGUUGCUGCGAAAAACGUAGACAUGGACAUCUUGUUAUCUUGGCACAGAUAAUAAACGAAAUUCAACUGACAAAUGACAUUGUUGUACCAAUAAGAAAGUUGCCUGAUGGAAAAGUUGCUGUCGUGGAAGCGACAGUGGUAACUGAAACCGUAUACGAAAUACCAAUAGACAUCAAGGACAUUUCUAAGAACCAAGCUCAAGUUAUAGAGGCUUCAUUAGUACCAUGUUCAAGCGAAAGAAAGAGCUACAAGAUACCAACAGACGACGACAUAGAACCCGACAAGGUAACCGAUGGUGACGAUAAGAUAGUAAAGAUAACAGAAGCUAAGUUAAUCCCGUGCCCUGAUGAUGACAGAAACGCACUAAAGAUUCCUAUAACUUCUGACAAAAUAAUCGGACCCGACAAAGCAACCGAUGGCAGUGACAAAUCUGUUGUGAUUACAGAGGCUGAGUUUAUUCCAUGUCCUGAUGAUGAACAACAAGAAGUUUUAAAUAUACCACUUGACAGUCCUGACACAGUAACCAAUGAGAACAAUGGCACUGUUGAGAUAAAUGAAGCUAAAUUAGUUCCUUGUUCAGAUGAUGGAGACGUUUACACUAUACCAGUUUCAACGGAUUCAGAUAUACUAGGUCCAGAUAAGGCUACAGAUGGUACUGAAGAAGCCAGUAAUGACACAGUUAAAGUAACAACAGCAGAACUGGUGCCUUGUUCGGAUAAAAAUGAUAAUGCGGAUGAUCAAGCACCAACAAACACUGAUACGACAAAAGAGGGGUCUGACAAUGGAGGAGUAACAGUUAAUGAAGAAGAAGAUAUUUACGAGAUACCAUUAGAAAAAGAUCCUGAGGAGGUAACAUAGUACCAAUUGCGAU
This is a messenger RNA of Ruditapes philippinarum (Manila clam), 9178 nucleotides long. Its product is annotated as serine-rich adhesin for platelets-like. Bases 82 to 9165 code for a protein of 3027 amino acids. The record is from RefSeq and is a predicted model, not a curated record. Lineage: Eukaryota; Metazoa; Mollusca; Bivalvia; Venerida; Veneridae. The transcript is spliced from 25 exons.